Symbiodinium sp. CCMP2592 is the source of this 1050-nucleotide messenger RNA. The record is from the annotation of a GenBank genome assembly. Lineage: Eukaryota; Dinophyceae; Suessiales; Symbiodiniaceae.
AUGGCAGCGAGCGAUGGAGACUUGCAAGGAAAGGCAGCUAGCGAUAGCAAAGAGCAAGGAAAAGCCGUCCUGAAAGGGUUCUUCACGAGGCAGCCUGCAAAGGCAGAUUGGCCGUCAGAUCCGGAGGAAGCUUGUAUAAAGCAUGCUUCGUUCUUGAAGCUGUGGUGCCCGAUGGGCUGUAGCAAACCGCAGUCUAGGGCAGCCUGGAAAGGCGCUUUUCCUCGCCUACCCGAAGGCGACAUGAAUGCCAUGAUAAAUGGUGUUGCGGAAGCCAGAAAAUGGCUGAAUCGCAAGCACCGGAACCAAAAGACGGGUGACAGAACUCACCCGAUCAUUCGGGAUCUCACGCAGUCCGAAAGGACAAACGAGUACUUCCCGACGGAGCACGAGUCCGAGAGGACCAGCCGCCAAGAGCAGUACUGUGGAGUCCAGUCCGAGAGGACCAGCCGCCAAGAGCAGUACUGUGGAGCAGCAAAUGCCGUAGAUGCCGAUGUAAUCAGUCUCUCGACCACGGCUAUCACAGCAUCCAGCAAGGGUGUGCUGGCGGCAGGUGUGCUGCUCCAGAAGAAGCCAGCGAUGGCAAAGAAGGCUGCAAAAGCCAAGCAGCCUGCAAAAGGCAAAGACAAGGUGCUGAAGAAGCCGAGCCUGAAAAAAUCUGUCGAGGGCGGCGCGCACUCAUGCAAGCUCUGCUGUGUCCAUCUAGGCAAGGUAUGGCACGAGACCGUUUCUCACGGUCUCGUGAAAGUGACUAAAGCCUCGGCCAAGGCUUACAUCACGUUCAAAGCCAGCGAUGGCAAAGAAAAAUCUUUGGUCAACGUGAACCUUGAAAAAGGCGAGAAGGAGUCCAGAGUCAUGGACUUGCUGCUGCAGAAGCUCCAGACCGAAGAGGUUGACAGAGACUCCUUGUUGAAGUUCAAGGAGGAUCUGCUUAGCAGAGAGAGAGGAGAGCCUGCAAAGGCAGAAGCAGCAGCGGCAAAAGGAGAGCCUGCAAAGGCAGAGGCGGCAGAAGGAGAACCGGAAGAGGAGAGCCUGCAGAAGGCGAAGGACUGA